Eucalyptus grandis is the source of this 2762-nucleotide messenger RNA. RefSeq names its product G-type lectin S-receptor-like serine/threonine-protein kinase At4g27290. Gene Ontology annotation, molecular function: protein serine/threonine kinase activity; ATP binding. Bases 158 to 2599 code for a protein of 813 amino acids. Gene Ontology annotation, biological process: protein phosphorylation; recognition of pollen. The transcript is spliced from 7 exons. Lineage: Eukaryota; Viridiplantae; Streptophyta; Magnoliopsida; Myrtales; Myrtaceae. The record is from RefSeq and is a predicted model, not a curated record.
ACGAUUAGAUCCACCUCUCUGACUAUUCAAAGCAUCACACCGUGAAUGGCGAUCCCUCUCCCCUCUCCCCGCAACAGAAAAGACCUCGAUAUGCGCUCCCCCUUCGCAGGGCAGCAACUCCACGCAUCGUCCACCUCCUCUCGCUGUCAACAGAGCCAUGAUCUUUGCGCUGUUUCUCGCUUUCUGUUUCUUUCUAGCAUCGCCGCUGGCGCAAGCCGCAGACACUCUGUCGGCCAACCAGACGCUGCGAGAUGGACAGACCUUGGUUUCAUCUGGGCAAGUCUUUGAGUUUGGCUUCUUUAGUCCUAACAAGUCGAGUGCCAGGUAUCUGGGCAUUUGGUACAAGAACAUCCCUCUCCAAGUCACUUGGGUGGCCAACAGGAACAACCCAAUCACCAAUGUCUCGGCAGAGUUGGCGCUGAGCUCGCAAGGAUCAGUGUCUCUCCGAAAUGGGUCAAUGAGUUACUGGUCUGUGACCCCAGCUGGGGCCGUGAAUGAGCCAUUCUUGAGGCUCCUGGACAAUGGCAAUCUUGUUUUGAGUGAUGCAAGUGCUUCUGAUGGUUCAGGUGAUUAUCUCUGGCAGAGCUUUGAUAACAUAACUGACACUCUGCUGCCGGAGAUGAAACUGGGGUGGAAUUUGAGGACCGGUUUGAAGCGGAACAUGACGUCAUGGGCCUCAGAAUCCGAUCCCUUGAGCGGCCAGUACACGUUUAGCCUCGAGCCGCCGGAGGCUCCGCAAUUGAUUCUGUGGAAAGGGAGCCAGAAGCAGUAUCGAUGGGGGCCUUGGAAUGGCGAGAGGUUCAGUGGGAGUAAUGAGCUCAAGGCCAAUGAGGUGUUCAAUCCAAUGUUCAUUUCCAGCCCUGAAGAGGUGUAUUACACAUACACGGUGGUCGAAAAUUCGACCCUAUCGAGAUUCAUUGUGACCCCAGAGGGUGCGAUUCAAUAUCUCGCUUGGAUGAACAAUCAAUGGACAAAUUUGGUUACUUUACAGAGGGAUUAUUGUGAUACUUAUGGCAUCUGCGGGCCAUAUGGGACUUGCUAUGAUUCCUAUGAUGGAAAUUGCAGGUGCUUGAAGGGGUUCAGGAAAAACAAUUCGAGCCCCCUUGAUUGGACCAGUGGGUGCUCCCGGGUAUGGAAUUUGAGUUGUGGAAAUGGUGACGGCUUUGUGAAGUACAAGGAUUUGAAGCUGCCAGAUACUUCACGUCUGUAUGGGAAUAGCAGCUUGAACCUUGAGGAAUGCAAGACGGAAUGUUUGAAGAAUUGCUCUUGUAUGGCAUUCACUAGGGUAGAUGUCCAUGGAAAUGGCGGGGAUUGUCUUUUGUGGUUUGGGGAUUUGGUUGACAUGAAGAACUAUCCUUCAGGCGGAGAUGUCAUAUAUAUACGAAUGGCAAAGGCGGAGAUAGAUGCAAAUGCUCGAGCUAAGAGGAGAAGGCGUAUAGUAAUCGCCAUUGGCAUAUCUGUCUCAACGGUAUGUGGAAUGCUUAUACUAACGUUCUUUGGCCAGUAUGCUCUCCGGAGAAGGAAAGAGAGAAGGAGAGCUACAUACUCAGUUUAUCGAGAUUCAGGAGAUGGUGGUCCGGAGGAAGACCUUGAAUUACCCCUUCUUGAUAUCGUUGCAGUUGCUGAUGCCACAAACAAUUUCUCUUUCCAAAACAAGGUUGGGCAGGGUGGGUUCGGUGAAGUAUACAAGGGCAUAUUGCCCACCGGGCAAGAUGUUGCUGUGAAGAGGCUCUCACUGAACUCUGGGCAGGGCCUGAAAGAGUUCAAGAACGAGGUUAUACUGAUUGCCAAACUUCAACACCGGAAUCUUGUGAAGCUCCUAGGAUGCUGCAUUCAUGGAGACGAAAGAAUGUUAAUCUACGAGUACUUGCCGAACCAAAGCUUGGACCACCACCUUUUCAAUCCAAUUAAACGGAAACUUGUGACCUGGAAGACACGCUUCAGCAUCAUCAUGGGAAUUGCCCGUGGACUUCUCUAUCUCCAUGAAGACUCCAGGCUGAGAAUCAUCCACCGAGACCUCAAACCAAGCAACAUCUUACUAGACAGCGAGAUGGAUCCUAAAAUCUCAGAUUUUGGAAUUGCAAAAACAUUUACCGUAGAAAAUGCUGGAGAAAUGACCAACAGAAUAGUUGGGACAUACGGUUAUAUGUCUCCCGAGUAUGCGAUGAAAGGCCAUUUUUCAGUAAAAUCAGACGUGUUUAGUUUUGGAGUACUGUUACUGGAGAUUGUGAGCGGCCACAAGAAUUGGGGAUUUUAUCACCCAGACCACAACCUCAAUCUCGUUGGACAUGCAUGGAAACUAUGGACCGAGGGGAAUGCAUUUGGACUAGUAGAUGUCCUGAUGGAGGAAGAAUUUCCUUUGAAGGAAGUGCUGAGGUGCAUCCAGGUAGGACUCUUGUGCGUGCAGCAGCGACCCGAAGACCGGCCAACAAUGUCAUCGGCCGUGCUUAUGUUAGGCAGCGAGACUUCUGAUGUUUCUCAGCCUAAGGAACCGGGAUUAAGUGCCGAGAGCUUCGCUAUGAGCACUGACUCAUCCUCUAGUGUUAAAAUACCUAACUUUUCCAAUGAUGUAACUAUCACAGCUCUACAGAGCAGAUGAAAGCAUGAUAAGAAUACUCGAGCAACGAGAAGAGUAACAGGUUAUACAUACUUUUAUACACGAAAAGUAUAUAGGGUGCAGAUGUGUACAGGUUCUUCAUAUUAUUUUUGUUUUUUGUUAUAAAUGAUUCAUAAGAUUUAGAUAUUCAUGCAGAGUGUUACUA